UCGCGCUCAUCCACACCUCUUUAAGGUUUAUUUAUUUUUUCCCCGACGGAAAGUCCACUUCGGUUUUUGUGUGAAGCUCCAAAAAUCUAUGAAAUGUGUUUGCAUGUUCUUCUCCGGGCGCGAGGAUGUGGAGGUGGGAUAGAGAGACGCGAGAGGCUGGAGGAGCGCACGCGCUCGCUCUCGGACAAAGUGCGUUCUGCGUGUAUCUGCCGGUGCUUGGGCUUUAUUAAAGGAAACAGCGAGAAUAAUUCAGUUCGGGAUUCUCAGGCCUUAGUGAACGGACCCGUGAGAUGUUCUUGAGGCUCAACUAGUGUGGGCUGCCGCUUCAGUGGUCCGAUUCUCCUGCUGUGCACGCGUCAAUCUCAUCUUGGCUUCGGUCUUCGUAGGAACGUUGCAACUCUAUCUUCUGCUCAUCCUAAACUCCCCCAUCUCCCUCUCCCUCCCCCUCCCCCUCACGCCGUGGCCCAUGUCUGCCAGCGGAGGGUCCAUGGAGGGAAGUCGAGCCAUAGAGGAUGAGGAGGCACAGGACAGCUGCUGCGGGGACGAAGACUCAUCUCCGGUGGUGGAACGGAGAAACCGCAGCGGCAUCAUCAGCGCUCCACUCAGCAAAAGCCUAAAGCGCUCACGAGCUCUCUCGCAGUACAUCGCGACCUGCUCGGCCGCCGCUGUGGCCAGUGUCGCGAAUGCUAACAGACUUGCCCAGAGCUCUAUGGUGGCGGCGGGCGUCAAAGCUCACCCUACUGCCAGCCAGCACAGGUCACAAGUCGGGUAUGCCAAACUGGACCGGGGUGCGUUAGUGUCCGGCCUUCUGGACUCUCCGAGCGGCCUGCAUCUCGCCCAGGCCGCUGAGCUCCUGCGACGGGCGGGGAUGCUGCUUCCUGUCAGUGACCCGUCCAAUGUCAGUGUGGGCGGGGACAUGGAGACGGUCUCGGUUUCUGAUUCGCUGGGCAGUGUGAUGGACUUCCCAUUGCUUGGCAACGGCGGAGUGGGCGGGAGUUUUCCAUAUCACCCGGGGCUGUUCAUAAUGACGCCGGCAGGAGUGUUCCUCGCCGACGGGGCGCUCUCUCACGUGACGGGUGCGUCGGAACACCAGCAGAUGCAGAGCGAGAUUUCAUCGGCCAUCAGUGCCAACGGGAAGAAAAAGCGGAAGCGAUGCGGCCUGUGUCCACCUUGCCGGCGCAGGAUUAACUGCGAACAGUGCAGCAGCUGCCGCAACCGCAAAACCGGCCAUCAGAUCUGCAAGUUCCGCAAGUGCGAAGAGCUCAAAAAGAAACCUGCUGGCGGGCUGGAGGUGAUGCUGCCAACCGGAGCUCCUUUCCGAUGGUUUCCGUAGGGCAGCUGGACCCUCCCCCCCAUGACUUCCAUCCCAUAAUGAAGGACUCCCAAUGGACAGUGACGCCUCUCCCACUCGGAAAGCUGUGGCACUUGUAAACACUGGGUGCAAACAAACAAAUAAAACAAAUGAAGAGCGGAAUGAAAGCACUAUUUGAGAACGAACAUGUCCUGAACCAAAAAUAAACAGUGAAUGGCAGAAUGUCAUUCCGUUUUUCUUUUUUCCUGUGUUCCAUUUCGGAACCAUCUGAGUUCUACUCCGGAUUCUUGCCCUUUAUUGGAUGCUCUGGAACUAUUUGCCGCCAAAUGGAAAACGGACAAUCAUUUUUAUUUGUGUUUUUAGUGGUUUUGUUUGUCCAUGUGUGGAGAAAUGCCGUAAUUUUGUUUAGAGAAUGUAAUCCCAAGGCUCUGUUUUAAAGCUUGUGAUAAUUAAGGAGCACUAUUGUAAUUUAGCACAGUGGUUCUUACUGACUGCCUCAAUGUUACGAUUGCCUUUUUAUGUUAAGGGAUUUUGGGGGGGGGGGGUUUGAUUUGUCAUUCAGUUUUCAAGUUGCUCAAUAUUUGAUAUGAAGAUGACCAUGAAAAACACUCUAAUGUAGCAUCCCUUAUUACAAACAUCCCUGAAAGGUCCUUUUGGGUUUGACGUUCUGUUUGUUUGUUAUUAAAUGCUGUAGGCCUGCUGAGAUUGGAGGGAAGGCGAAGCUGAUGGAACUACACUAUGUAGACCAGCUAUGCAUAGGACCCGCCUCCUUUUUCUUGUAGCCUCAUAGUAUUGGUCAGAUGGAAGACGUGGCCCUUAGCAGACCAGGACCUCCAAAAUUCAGGAAAUUAUUGAUGUGUAAUGAUAAUAUUUCUACGAUUAGGAUGUUUUAUUGCUGAAUUACUCCAAGACCUGAUCUCCUGUGCUCCUUUAAGUCCUUUUCACAUGGUUUGCAUCAUUGAACAUGUACAAUUGUUGUUCUAUGAUGCUUAAAAUUUAAACUAUUUCAACUUAAACUCCAUUUGUCAUUGAGUUUUCAUAAUAUAGACAAGGAUUACCAGGCAAUACCCCAUUGUGACACCUUGAGCUGCAUCUGUCUAGAGCAUUAUGAGAAAAGUUUCAUAAACUCUUGUUCAAGAGUUUUCCUUUACAAGUGAUUUCCUUUCUGUUUUAAGCUCACAAACAUGUUAGCACUUUCAUUUUCAUUGUGAACGGUUCUCUGGUUUCUUUCUGCCCAGCAACCAUGUAAACUUGCCCUUCUGUAAGCUAUCCGUAAGGCGUUGCACAUGAGCGUCAAAGCGCGUGAUGCUUUUGUUGAGACACGCAUUGGCGCUAUUCAUGUGAAAGGGGCUUAAGGGCAUCUACGUAACAUGGACACCAAGAUGAAUAAGUGACUUUUUUUUUUUUUAGCUGUAAUUGUCGUUUUGGUGUUUUUUCCCUUCUUCUUCAUGCUUGAAUCCUACUGAACAGGUUCGCCCCAAUACUGAUCUAGAUUGAGUGAAAUGCACUAUACCAAAAUGAUUUCAAGUCAAAUUCCAACAGCACGCCGUUCCCGUGCCGUAUGGGGCCAAAAUUAUCGGUCUGCGUAAAUGAAUGCAUGUAUAUGUGUCCAAAGCCAACCAUUCUGAGGUCUUGGCAGUCCUCAAUUAAAUAAACCGA
This is a messenger RNA of Sinocyclocheilus grahami, 2971 nucleotides long. RefSeq names its product CXXC finger protein 5b (gene cxxc5b). The transcript has 3 exons. NCBI's taxonomy places the organism in Eukaryota, Metazoa, Chordata, Actinopteri, Cypriniformes, Cyprinidae. The record is from RefSeq and is a predicted model, not a curated record. Gene Ontology annotation, cellular component: nucleus. Gene Ontology annotation, molecular function: methyl-CpG binding; zinc ion binding. The coding region runs from base 467 to 1333 and encodes 288 amino acids.